Seminavis robusta is the source of this 999-nucleotide messenger RNA. The record is from the annotation of a GenBank genome assembly. NCBI's taxonomy places the organism in Eukaryota, Bacillariophyta, Bacillariophyceae, Naviculales, Naviculaceae.
AUGGCACAUGUCGAAGGCAUGGAUCGUUUAGAACAAACGAUCAAGACACACUUCUACCACAGAGGUAUUCGCGACGAAGUCCGAAAACAAAUUGAGCAGUGCGAAGCAUGUGCAAAGAACAAGCGAGCACGACGUGCUUAUGGAGAAUCUGCUCCACGUGAUGCUACGGCGAUGCCCUGGCAAGAAGUCCAUUGUGACACAAUCGGUCCGUGGACGAUUGAGUUACGACAACGGACAUUGACCUUCAAUGCUAUGACUAUGGUGGAUCCUUGCACAAACUUGUUAGAGAUUGUGCCUAUCAUGCGACGAACGUCGGAAGAAGGUGCUCGAGUGGUCGAAGAUACAUGGUUUGCUCGGUAUCCCCGACCUAAGAAAGUGGUCACGGACAAUGGUCCUGAGUUCAAACUGGAGUUCAUUGAGAUGGUUAAAAAGAAUGGUGCUGUGCAUCGCUACUCGACCCCUCGUAAUCCACAAGGUAACUCGAUGAUUGAACGAACUCAUCAGGCAAUUGGUCAAGUAUUGCGUACUAUUGUGGUUUCGCGCGAUCCCAAGAGUGUUGCUGAUGGGAUCAAGGUUAUUUCCGAAACCUUGGCGACAGCGAUGCAUGCUCAUCGUUGUUCCGUGCAGAGUACGAACGCGUAUCUCACUCCUGGUGCUCUUGCCUUCAAACGAGAUAUGUUUCUUGACAUUCCUAUUUAUGCAGACAUAUUGGCCGUGCAACGACACCGUCAAUCCUUGGUUGACAAACGUUUGCUACGGGCCAAUGCUAAACGCAUUUCCUAUGACUACGCAGUCGAUGACCUGGUCUACAAGCGUGCGUAUCUCGGUCUCAGUGAUAAGUUGAAGCCUACGGCUUCCGGUCCCUAUCGUGUUUCCCGCGUUCAUACCAACGGCAACGUAACGAUUCAACUCAGUGCUCAUCAGUUUGAGCGCCUGAACAUUCGGCGCGUGUUUCCAAAGCAUCCAGUACCUCCGGUUGCCACCGGUACGGGUUAUUGA